UUCAUUUUUUGUUUUCAAUGCUGAUUAUCAUACCUAAAAUGAAAAGAAUGUAGAUUAUGGUCGUAUGGCUGAAAUACUCGUUCGGAGGGCAGGCUCUACUGAUGAAUUCACUCGGUUGACAUCUAUCACAUGGAUCAACGAGUUUGUGAAGCUUGGUGGGGAACAACUUGUUCCCUACUAUGCAGAUAUAUUGGGCGCUGUCUUACCAUGCAUAUCUGACGAGGAGGAGAAAAUCCGAGUGGUUGCACGCGAAACAAAUGAGGAACUCCGUGCUAUAAAAGCUGAUCCAGCUGAGGGAUUUGAUAUCGGAGCAAUUCUUUCAAUCGCAAAAAGGUUCUCUAUAAAGUCCCUUGGAAAUGAAACUAUGUAGAACUGUUAGGCAUCU
Molecule: messenger RNA, 385 nt
Organism: Zea mays
Lineage: Eukaryota; Viridiplantae; Streptophyta; Magnoliopsida; Poales; Poaceae
Product: protein VAC14 homolog
Exons: 3
Coding region: 65-370 (101 amino acids)
Biological process (GO): phosphatidylinositol biosynthetic process
Cellular component (GO): PAS complex; endosome membrane
Source: RefSeq, a predicted model, not a curated record